Molecule: messenger RNA, 644 nt
Organism: Manduca sexta (tobacco hornworm)
Lineage: Eukaryota; Metazoa; Arthropoda; Insecta; Lepidoptera; Sphingidae
Product: protein purity of essence-like
Exons: 2
Coding region: 90-323 (77 amino acids)
Source: RefSeq, a predicted model, not a curated record
UCGCGCCCGAGCACCGCGCCGUCAAGCAGUGGGCCGACUACAAGCCCUACGCGCUGUUCGUCGCCAUCAUCGACCAGCUCUACAAUGUCAUGUUCAAGACCGUAUCAGCGACAACUGUAGACCAAUGGCCAUUAAAACUAGCAGAAUACAUCAGACACAACGACGAGGCUAACGCCAAGGCAGCGGAGCGCAUAGUGACAACUUUAACGGACGAGCUCCUGCCUUGCGCGUCAUUCGCGGAGUUCUGCGACGCGGCCGGGUUCCUCGAGCUCAUCCCUGAUCCCGACGCGUUCCUGCAGGCACUCAUCGACGAGCAACCGUGAGGCCGGCUCCGCGUGCCGCACUGCCUCAGCUACAACGGAUGCAUGGCCUGCUAACCGUCGGCUAUAGGUAGUGAUCGUCAUGAAAUAUAGUGGUUUAAUCCAUAUCCAAAGUGCACGACAGAAUUCGGACUCACAUCAGUGUUAUGUGCUUGUAUCUACUGCUUUUAAAUUGAAUCCUAUAUCUCAUGUAACUGAAUCAAUAUGUAACUAGAAAUUGUAUUUAAUUAAAUUAUUCUACAUGUAUCCCUCGUACGCUUUGGUAGUUUGACAAUUCAAUAUAUUCGGUGUUUUGUUUGGUUAAUAAAUAGUUUCAGCUUCAAA